AUGAAGCUCUCCACAUUCGCGACCGCCGCUCUGAUCGGCGCGUCAGGUGUCGAGGCGGCCAUCUCGGUCACCUGGACCGAUGAGAACUCCGUCAAGUCAGCCAUGAAGACAGUUGCCAAAGGCAUGACCCAGUACUACACUGGCGACAACCCAGGCGACGUCCCCGGAAACUUGCCGGACCCAUACUACUGGUGGGAGGCUGGCGCCAUGUUCGGAGCGUUGAUUGAUUACUGGUACUACACCGGCGACGACCAGUUCAAUACCAUUACUACUCAGGCUAUGCUCCAUCAGAUUGGCCCGGACCAGGAUUACAUGCCGCCCAACCAGUCACGAACUCUGGGUAAUGACGACCAGGCAUUCUGGGGCAUGUCGGCCAUGUCAGCUGCUGAGAACAAGUAUCCCGACCCGCCGGCUGGACAACCGGGCUGGCUGGCCUUGGCUCAGGCUGUCUUCAACACCCAGGUGCCUCGCUGGGACAACGACACAUGUGGUGGUGGCCUCAAGUGGCAAAUCUUCACCUUCAACAACGGAUACAACUACAAGAACACUAUUUCGCAGGGUUGUUUCUUCAACAUUGCGGCCCGGCUUGCUCGCUACACCAAUAACGACACCUACUCGGAUUGGGCUGAGCAGGCUUGGGACUGGACCGUUGCCAUUGGUCUAAUGGACGGCAACUUCCACUUCUACGACGGUACCGAUGACAGGAUCAACUGCACACAGAUCAACCACAUCCAGUGGACAUACAACGCGGGUGUUUACCUCUACGGUGCCGCGACUAUGUGGAAUAUUAGCGCCGAAGCUGGCGAUGAAACCGAGACAACCGGGAAGUGGCAUGACCGUCUAUCCGGCAUCAUCAAGGGACUCGAUGUCUUCACCAAGAAUAACCAAGUCUUAGAAGAGGUCGCCUGUGAGGCCAACGGCAAGUGCAACAUCGAUCAGCGCUCAUUCAAAGCCUACAUCUCUCGUUGGAUGGCCGCUACGACCAAGGUUGCCCCCUGGACUACGGAUCUGUUGGAGCCAGUGAUGACUGCUUCCCGCCAGGCCGCUGUCGCCACCUGCACUGGUGGUGAUGAUGGGAACCAAUGCGGCUUGAGGUGGACGACUGGAGCGUUCGACGGCAGCACUGGUGUGGGCGAGCAGAUGGCCGUCCUCGAAGUCAUGGGCACUGCACUGAUUGCCAAUGUGGCUGGACCACUUACCAACAAGACGGGCGGAACUUCUCAAGGAAAUCCCUCCGCCGGUUCGAAUAGUCAGAAGACCCCGACAUCUGCCGAUCCCAUCUCGACGGGGGACAAGGCCGGUGCUGGAUUCCUUACUGCUGUAAUUCUCAUCGGCAUCCUAGGUGGCGCAUGGUGGAUGGUGGUGUAA
This is a messenger RNA of Diplodia corticola, 1368 nucleotides long. RefSeq names its product mannan endo-alpha-mannosidase. Gene Ontology annotation, molecular function: mannan endo-1,6-alpha-mannosidase activity. Bases 1 to 1368 code for a protein of 455 amino acids. Gene Ontology annotation, biological process: carbohydrate catabolic process; fungal-type cell wall biogenesis. NCBI's taxonomy places the organism in Eukaryota, Fungi, Ascomycota, Dothideomycetes, Botryosphaeriales, Botryosphaeriaceae. The record is from RefSeq and is a predicted model, not a curated record. The transcript is spliced from 3 exons.